AUGGAGCUAGACUCGGAGCAGCGUGUGGCUGCUUAUCGCUUCGUGGCCUACACUGCUGUCACAUUCUCCGUAAUCACUGUGCUCUCUGUCUGUAUCACUUUACCUAUGGUUUACAGCUACGUGUACCAUAUUAAGAAGUCUACUAAUGUGGAAGUCAACUUUUGCAAGGGAUCUGCAAGGGAAAUUUGGAACGAAAUGGAUCAAAUUAGAAAUUCACCACUCGCGCACAACAGGACCACACGUCACAUCGCAAACACCUGCAACGCUUGUUGCCUUCCCGGACCAGCUGGACCACAGGGACCACCCGGACGACCUGGUCGUCCAGGUGCCCCGGGAGCUCCAGGAGCGCCUGGACCUCCUGGGCGACCAGGGGGUGCAUGCGAACCGGUCACGCCACCUCCGUGCAAGCCAUGUCCCGAAGGCCCACAGGGACCACCUGGACUUCCAGGCCCACCAGGGCCACCUGGUGUGAGCGGCGGUUACGGCGGGGGGGCUGCUGGAGGAGUGGGGCCACCAGGCCCGAAAGGAAUGCCUGGGCCUCCUGGAAAACCAGGGGAGCCGGGCAUGCCUGGUGCUCCUGGUGAAGAUGCUGUUGCUGGAUAUGCAGGAUUUGGUGGACCAGGACCUGCGGGACCUCCUGGGCCUAUGGGGCCGCCGGGACCAAAUGGAAAACCAGGAUCUUCAGGAGGAACAGGACCACCAGGUCUAAAAGGUCCUCCAGGACCUGACGGACCACCCGGUCCACCUGGGAAUCCAGGUGCACCUGGUGCCGCAGGAGAGGCAGGAAAAGGAGGAGAACUUGGUAUUUGUCCCAAAUAUUGUGCUUUAGAUGGUGGAGUGUUUUUCGAGGAUGGAACACGAAGGCGAGCAAAACAGCAAUAA
This is a messenger RNA of Necator americanus (New World hookworm), 882 nucleotides long. RefSeq lists its product as uncharacterized. The transcript is spliced from 3 exons. Gene Ontology annotation, molecular function: structural constituent of cuticle. The record is from RefSeq and is a predicted model, not a curated record. NCBI's taxonomy places the organism in Eukaryota, Metazoa, Nematoda, Chromadorea, Rhabditida, Ancylostomatidae. Bases 1 to 882 code for a protein of 293 amino acids.